UUCUACCUCCAAGCUAAAGAAGUAGCCUUCCCAAAACUCAACAGAAAUAAAGCAAUGGAUUUGGUCGAGAACGAAAAGGAUAACAGAGAAGUAGCUUUUGGGAUGAAGUCAAGCGCUGAAGGCUCUAGCAGGAACUCUACCAAUACUAUAAACUCAAACAAGCCAAUGAAGAGAUCAAGCAUUGCUGUGAGUGGGUCACAACCAAACCUUCAUUCCAUGAAACAGCUGGAGGAGAAUAAGUACGACACUGAAAGAAUUUACCAAAAAUUUAAUAAAAUGAAAAAGGCUAAACCAAAGCCUAAACCUGAUCUAGGAAUCAGACCGUUUGAACCACCAAAUCUUCAGAGUGAGUUUGAAGCGAAUGAGAAUUUGAUUAAUGGGAAGGAUAACAAAGUCAUCAAGCCAAGAAAGUUACAUGCCUUACAACAUGGGGUACCCAUGAUCUCCCCGUUCAGUACUCUUAACGAGCCGAUAGAUCUCAAUCGGAUGGAUAAGGAGACUCUUCGGGAGCAUUUGAAGGCGGAUAAGAAGCCUCUCUCGGACGAUGCUCACCAAAACAUACUAAAAAGUAGCGUUUCAAAAGCAAAGUUAAAGCCUUUGGCAGGUAGCAGUUCUGUUUCACAACUUCCGAGACAUAAAGGAAAUCAUUAUUCAUAA
Moneuplotes crassus is the source of this 657-nucleotide messenger RNA. Lineage: Eukaryota; Ciliophora; Spirotrichea; Euplotida; Euplotidae. The record is from the annotation of a GenBank genome assembly.